AUGGCAGGAACGGCCAGCCGAGAAGCAUCCGGAUUGGGAGCAGCCACAAGGAGCUCCGCGGCAGCCUUGUCGCCAGGCUUUGGCCAAUCAGGUAAGUCCCGCAGUCGCAUGCACGGCAUUGCUAGCACCGUGUUAGCGAUCUCUGUUGGCGCCAUUGACACCAAGGCCAAGCAAGGUUCUACCCUGACAAACAUCGAAAAUGGGCCGAGUGCGGUCUCUCGGAGAAAGGCUUUCAAGCCGCAUAAUCCUAGCCCCAAGAAGCGACUUCAGGGGAGAGGCCCAAACGGCCACAUCCCGUGUUUUCCGAAGCUGUGCAUGGCGUUUUGCCAACUCUGCCGCGGAUCUUUGGGCAUAUUGGGCAUGCAAAGGGACGCGAUGGGCCGUUUUGCAGUCCGAACUGGCCGGGGAUGGACGGAGGUUGUUGCCAAGCCUGGGCCCAGUGAGGCGGAGCCGCCAAGCUUGGCAGGAGGAGAGUCCCGUGACGUAGGGCGGAGGCUGAUAUGGCGGAGUCUAAACCCGAAGGCGACUAGGGCGGCUCCGGGGCUGACUCGACUCCGCCUCCCGUGA
Molecule: messenger RNA, 567 nt
Organism: Histoplasma capsulatum G186AR
Lineage: Eukaryota; Fungi; Ascomycota; Eurotiomycetes; Onygenales; Ajellomycetaceae
Exons: 2
Coding region: 1-567 (188 amino acids)
Source: RefSeq, a predicted model, not a curated record